ACAAUAAUCUGUUGGAAGACGGAAAAGAUGAUUCGUCUGCGAAGGUUGAUUUGUGCAUGACCCAUGAGCAUGUGUAAGUUUAUUUCAAACGUGCCUCAGUUGUAUCUACAAUUCCAUGCAACCUAUUUAGUGAAACUACUUGGAACCAAUGACGCGGCGGUGACUCCUGAAGCGUUCGUGACUGAGGUGCGAUUAAAUCAUAUUCAAUUCCCCCUGAGAAACUGUCAGCAUUCUGAGUAUUCGGUGCAAGUCUAACUUUUCGAAAAUUGCACGUUGGACUGAAAGUGUCAGGGUUUGCAGCACGCCCUUUGAAUGGAUUUUGUUUGCACUGACGAGAUCAGCCGAUGACGAUGGAGAUCAGUGGUCUCCCACUGGAGUUGUGGCGCCUGAUUCUAGCCUAUUUGCCUCUCCCAGACCUGGGUCGCUGCUGUGUCGUGUGCAGAGCCUGGUAUGAGCUGAUUAUCAGCCUUGAUAAUACUCGAUGGAGACAGCUGUGUCUUGGAUGCAGUGAGUGCAAACACCCAAAUUGGCCGAAUCAUCCUGAUGUUAAACCUCACUCCUGGCGGGAGGCUUUUAGGCAACACCAUUUAACUUCAAAAAUCUGGACCAGAAAUGCACAAGACCUGGAAUCCUCAAAUUGCUUGUAUUUAUUUAGGCGGAAGAAGGAUAGAAAAACUAUAUUUGUAGGUCCAACAAGUGAACAUGUAAACCUCAGGAGUGCCUUAGCAGUUGCCAAUGUGUACGAUAAGAUUAUUAUUUUACCUGGAGUAUAUGAAGAACAGAAUGAGGUGACGUUGAAGGUCCCUGUGGAAAUAAUUGGACGUGGAAAGCUAGGGGAUGUGGCACUCCUUGUUAGUUUUGACCAACACUGUCCAACUGCACGGCUAUGCAAUCUGGUCCUCAUGCCCGCAUGGUUCACACCUGUUGUGUACAAGACAACGUCCGGCCACGUCCAGUUUGACAACUGCAAUUUAGAAAAUGGGCAGCUACAGAUCCACGCGCCUGGAACCUGUCAAGUGAAGUUUUGUGCUUUCAGCCAGUCAAGCAUCAGUUUCCACAAUGUAGCUCUCAGCAUUAUUGAAAACUGUGAGUUCAAUGGGAGCGAGAGCACAUCAGUGACUGUAGAGGGCCCUGGUUUGACUGACAGAAACUGGGCCUGCAAACACCUGGCCGUGGCUGCCAAAUCCAACUCCAUUUUGAAUGUGCCAAGCCAAGCACUUCCAAAUGCUUGUAGCUCUGAAAAUUAUUGUCAGCAUUCAUCGAGCAGCUUUAGAACAUUUGAAUUGAACGAUAAUGUGUCUGGUUCACGUCGCGCUUCGGCCUCCAAACAAAAUGUCCAGAUACCCUGCGUGAGAGAUGGUCAAUGUAAUGGAGACGGAUGUGUUACAAAACGGAGUCCUUGUGAGGGAGAUGCAAUUACUCUAGAGACUGAUUACAGUGACAGUGAAAUGAGCACAUACAGUGAGAAUGAAGACGAUGAGCAGUCUGUGUAUAAACUCUCUUACCAAUCCCAUGGCCUGAGUCGUUUGUUGGCAAGGACCAAUCCGUUUAGAUCUCAAAAAAAGGGAUCUGACCUCUUGCAAAUGGAUUUGGAGUUAAAAACUCUGCAGAAGGAGCUGCAGAAGGAUAAAGAGGCCCAGGUUCUUGCCAGCAGCCUACAUGGCUGCUUAAUCCGGAAGUGCCUGUUUCGGGAUGGGAAAGGUGGUGUGUUUGUCUGCAGUCAAGGGCAAGCUAGACUGGAAUGUAAUAUCUUCAGAAAUCUGACUUACGCUGUGCGAUGCAUCCAAAAUGCCAAGAUUAUAAUGAUAAGGAAUGAAAUUAGUCAAUGCAAAGCAUCUGGAAUCUUUUUACGAUUGGCAGCAGGUGGUCUAAUCGCGGACAACAACAUCCACUCCAAUUCUGAGGCUGGUAUUGAUAUCCGGAAGGGAGCUAACCCUUUAAUACUGUGCAACCAGAUUCACAGUGGCCAUCGCUCAGGAAUUGUUGUGCUUGGGAAUGGAAAAGGCAUCAUUCGCAGUAAUCGAAUCUAUGGAAAUAAAGAAGCUGGAAUCUACAUUUUGUAUAAUGGAAACCCUGUGGUGAGUGGGAAUCACAUCUACCAAGGACUUGCGGCUGGUGUUGCAGUGAAUGAAAAUGGAAGGGGCCAAAUAUUAGAAAAUAUUAUACGUGAGAAUCAUUGGGGAGGUGCAGAUAUUCGGCGAGGAGGAGAUCCUGUUCUGCGAAAGAAUCUUAUCUGUUAUGGGUAUUCAGAUGGAGUUGUUGUGGGCGAACGAGGGAAAGGCUUAAUAGAAGGAAAUACCAUUUAUGGUAACAAAGGUUGUGGUGUGUGGGUCAUGUCCUCUAGUCUCCCCCACAUUGCUAAUAACCAAAUCAGCCGUAACAACAUCUAUGGAGUGGCUGUCUUCUGUUGUAAAGACGAUGUAAGUGACUACCUCAACAACCAAGGAGGCGAUGAGAAUUUCAGUGAUGAAGGGGAGAUCAUCAGCUGGGAAAAUGACUUUGACAGUGAUGAGGAGAGAUACACUUCACACAAGCCAAUCACCGUGGCAUUGAUUGAGUUUAACAACAUCAAUCAUAACGGUGCUGCCGGACUCUACAUAAAAAGCAGUGAGACACUCAACAUAAUAGCCAAUGCAGUCCAUGCCAAUCAUGACAAUGGGAUUGCCAUUUAUCAGAGCAGUCAGUUCACUCACAUCACAAACAACAGCAUCACCUGCAACAGUGUAGGUGGAGUUCUCGUAGAAACAGGAUGCAAAGUUGAACUUCGGGGGAAUGGUAUCUAUGACAACAGUAGCCAUGGUGUCACCUCAAAGGGAGAAGGGACUGUCUUGGAGAAUGACAUCCUGGGAAAUCACGGAUAUGGUCUACAGCUACUUGAGAAUGCAGACAUGAAGGUGACGAAGAACAGAAUCCAAUCCCUUCAUGACUAUGGUAUUGCUAUCUUGGACCAAGCUAAGGGAGCAGUGCAAGAAAAUCAAAUCUUCAGAGGAAAAGUAGGGAAGACCAUUUUAGAGAAAACAGAAAACCCAGAAAAAUGUACUGUACAAAGCAAUGAAAUUUUAUCCUGCAGCAAAAAUUCUUGCAGAUCUGGCAUAGCCUGGAAACUGGACAAUCCUCCAGCAAGGCCGCUUGUUGAAGGAUCAAAUCGAGCCACCUCCAUGGUCCAGACGCGUCAAAGAGUUGCAUCCAUGACAACGCGAAUAGCUGCAAGGGUUGAAGGAGGCUGCCACGACAAUGGCAGCAUUUUCUGUUCCAUUCUUUAAUGAAUGAAAAUCAGCAUUGGUACUGAUGUGCCACAAGAAGCAACUUAGUGCCUCAAUUCUUGUAUCAAUUGUGUUUUUAAGUAAUGGAAAUGAAACUUGGGGCAUGCGUUUUGUUACUUCACUUCCUUACAGCUGAUCUUGCAUAUGAACAGAACAAUUGUUGGCAUCUUCGAUUUGGAGUUUAAUAACAUGGUGCCGUUCUCUAAUAGAAACUUAGAUCUGCUUAUUAAAAUUCCUAGUUUCAUACUUUCUGCCUGCAUGAUUAACAGCUGCCAACCUUAUCCAUGUAUUUUGACUCCACGAUGCAAUAUGAUGAGGGAUUUUUGUCCGUGCAAAUCUGAACCUGAAUGAUUUCUGAACUGACAUCUGCACAGAAAUAAGAUUUCUCCUAGAAUCUCAAUGGGUGGUGGAUUAGUAUGGAAUUUCAUCAAUUUGAGAAGCUAAUGUCCAUUUCAUUUACAAUCAGACUGAUUUCUCUUUGUGAACUAGUACUGAAUUUCUCCUAAAGUUUUAUCUUUGAGUAAAAGAACAUUUCAAAUCCUGGUUAUAGAUAUUUUAGCUUUCUUUGUGGAACACCUGUGGGAAUGCCAGAAUUUAUUGUCCUAUCCCAAGUUGUCCUUAAGAACAUUGUGGAUGAGCUACUGUAUUCCUUGGAGCGUUAGGAAGGAGUUCCAGGAUUCUGACUCAGGAGUAGUAAUGUACUUCUAAAUUAAGGUGGUGAAGGGCAUGAAAACUACUGUGUAGUUUGUGGUUUCCUCAUACAUAUGCUGCCCUUGUUCUUCCAGGUUGUAGAGGGUAUGGAUUUGGAAGGUGAUAUUGAAAGUAGCCUUGGUGAACUCAAAUAAAGACAGAGGAGAGGUGGGGCUGGGGAAGGUUGGUGGGGCAGAUAGCUGGGAGAGAAGAUGGACAAGUUGUGUCAGGUCCUCUCUCCUUCAAUUCUGAGCUCCCUUCUCCCUCCCCUUUUCAGAAGAAAAGUUCUGACCUGAAAAGUCAAUUUUCCUGCUCUUCUAGCUCCAUACUGUUAUCAUUGGCUCCAGCAUGUGCCGUUUGUGCCAUCUCUCGAUCAUUUGUUCAUCUUAUUUAUCUAUUUUUUUAAGAACCUUGUGUACAAAAUUUCACUGUCAGAUUUACUCAUGGAGCAACUGGACAAUCCGUCCAUCACCUCUGAACUGUGAAUUACUUUGUUUGAUCUUAGAUUAUAGCUCUAGAAUCUCUGCAGUAUGGAAGCAGGCUAUUGCCCAACACAUCCACACCUCUCUCCCAAGAGUAUCCCCCUCACCCUCUCCCUGUAACAUUGCAUUUCCCAUGGCUAACACACCUAAUCUACACAUCCCUGAACACUAUAGGUAAUUUAGCAUGGCCAGUCCACCUAGCCAGCACCUGUUUGGACUGUGGGAGGAAAUCAGAGCACCCAGUGGAAACCCAUGCAGAUAUGGGGAGAUUGUGGAGGGUGGAACUGAACUCGGGUCCCUGGUGUCGUGAAGCAGCAGUGCUAACUGCGCCAUCUGAUUUAUAACCCAUUUUGUGUUUAAAUACAUGGAAUUAAUUGAGGGUCUUGCAGUAGAGUCCAUACCUUUUGGGCCAAAAUGUCUGGAUUUAAUUCCCCCUGUUCUGGAGGUGCAUCCCAACAGGUUGAUUUAAAAUAACUACAGUCAAUUCAGUCAUAUGUAACUAAAAAUGUUAUGUUUGCUUAAGAUGAAGUGAGACAUCUUGUCUGUAGCACUCUUUCUGCAUUCUGAAGAUAUUACAGAACAGCUGUUAUACAAGUCAUUAUAUAGGCAAGUUAUGAUAGUUAACAGGUCACAAGCUCCAAUUAACAGGUUAAAGAUCAAUUUUUUGAUGUUAUUUACUCAAUUGGGCUGAGGUUCCUGAGCUGAUUAUUAAACUUACCAUCCAUUAUAAACUGGCCCUCACUACAAAUAUUUUUAAUCGACACAGUCAGACAUGUUGUACUCUGGCUGGAGGAGGUGGGACUUGAACCCAGGCCUUCUGGUGUCAUAGCAGCACCCUCAUAUCCAUAUUAGUUUGGCCCUUUCUUGGUUUCAAGCUUUGGUCCUUUGAUAUCUUAAUUUUUUUUUAAGAAAAGUAGCAUGGAACACAAAUAUGCCACCAGUUUUUUUUAAAAUUAUUUCCUACAAACCAGAACAGUCUGCAUGUUUCAAGCAGCUGAGUAUGAUCAAUAUAUUCUCCUACUGUCAGCUGCAAAAUAAUAUAAGAAAAUGAGCUAGUUAUUCACUUUCUGUUUGAAUGCAAGUACCAUGAGAGCGCACAAUGGGCUUCAGGUUAAUAGUGCAUCUGAAAGAUGGCAUUUCCUUAGUGGAUGGAAAUAGGGAUUAUGUUCAAAUGCCAUAGAAUGAAUUCCUCAAAACCAAUGGUUUAUUACCCCAAGCCAAGUUAAUUCAAGUAAAGAGCAUCGAAACAAGGGAUAGGAUAAUGCAGAAGCCAUGAAAUGAUUCAAGAAAUAUUUGAAUAAUGAUAGGUUUUGACAGAUUAACAGACUUUCAUACUAACAGCAGGCCAACAUUUUCAAAUCUUGAGGAAAAAGCCUCAAAAGUAAUUGAGUAAAACUGUAGAAUAUCAAGCCUGACCUUACUCAAUGUCAAUCUGCUACCAAACUUAACUGUAUUAUAGUAUAAAUAUGAAAGUUUAAUUUGAUUCAUCUUUGCAUUUCCUGAGCAGCAGUAUAUGCAGAAGGGAUCAACUGGACAAAUAUUAAACUUUUCAAAAGUUGCUCAUUGUAUUUUGAUGCUUAAUUAAGAAAACAAAAGACGUAGUUUGACGGUCAACUAUUAACUCUAAUUCGACUUCAAUUGCACUGUUAACAGGCCCUGGAUACUCCUUUUAAAAAAUAUUUGGAAUAUUAGCCAGACUUCGUGCCAGACAGUGUUCUGGUCAGACAUUCUUCAUUCAUGUCCCUUUUGUGAUCUUGAGGGCUGAUGUGACAUUUGACUGUGUCUCUGUGUACACCAUUAUGUCAUUUUCUUCCUUUUGCGACCUUGAAGUUUAGUUCGUACAUCCAACGGUAAUGAGAGUGUUGCUAAUUUGUGAUCCUCUGCAGUACCGCCGGGAAUAUCCACCUUUUUCUUUGUGAUCUUUAAGCCCAUUGCUCUUGCAAUGUCCAAUAUUCUAUAAAGUACCACAAAACAAAUGGUGAAAAAUGAAGUAUUUUGUACUAUUUUCUACCAUAACCAAGAGUGAGACAGAGAUGUGUACUUUCUAAAAAAAACACUAAACAGCAUAUUUGUGAGAAACUUUUGUUCAUGCACUAGUCGUUUAUAUAGUCAUCAUGGUUUGUGCAACUGAAUGAGACAAUCACAUGCUCACCAGAGUUUCACUGUUCCCAUGAAACAGACCACCUUAUCCAACAAAAUUCUAACCAGGGAGGCUAAGCAAGUGCAAGUAAAUAGAGGGAGAUGCAAAUCAACUGGGGCAGUGGGAAGGAGGAGGACAGGUAGACUCAAGAGGCAGCUCAGCAUACUGUUACUCCUACUGUAGUAUGAAGUAGGGUUACCUAAGCUUUUUCCUUAAUGGAACACUUAAAUAUAAAGUACAGUCUCAGGUGGAUCACAACUUUCAUCUAAAUUCCAAAGCCUUGGUGUUCUGAUUUAUGAUUCAUUUAGCAAUGAAGCAAUAAAGAUCAGGACAGCCUUUUUCCAAACCUCCAGAUGAACAAAAUUCAAAGUCAAAAGAAAAAUGAAAAUAUAAACAUAAGGACUGGAUAUACCUAUGCCAAGAGUUGGAUUACCAAGACUAUAGGCCUCACUUAAACCCAGAGGUGGAGUUCAUCGCUGGCUGCUGUGGAUAAUAUGGGAUUUGAAAAAUAUUGGAGUAGAUAAGGCACAUGUCAUGUAAGGACAUGCAGACAUGUAACGUGAUCGGUAAUGGAAUUAGUUACUCGAUGGCAAUACCACAAUUAUUGACAAAAGUUCUGAACAUUCAAAGUUGUAAUUCCAUGUUUAAAACUCUGUAGCCUUCAAACUUUUAGUUACAAGUUAUUACAGUACAUCUUUGCUCAGAAGCAAUCCCAGACAAAGCACAGACAGGUUUUUCGAAGUUAAUGUGAUUGUCAUAGUGUCAGUUGUGAUGGUUUUACUGUAAUGCCUGUGCUGGGGUCUGCAAUUGCCUAACUGCCCCCCCGCCCCACCCCCCCACCACCAAUCUUCAAAGACAAGGUAAAACCAGCACUUUUGAUUAACAGGUGCUACCCAUUACCGAAGCAUAAAGAAAAUUUAUGGUAUAUUUAAACUGUCACACUUUUUAUUAAACUAUUAAUAUUUAUCUCUUCAAACAAAAAACAAUCUGCAAAUGGCAUAUAACACACCUACAACAUUCUAUAGUGUCUCAAAAUCAAACAGCACUGCAACAGACCCUUCACUCCAUCCAGUCAAUGCCAAACAUAAUACCAAACUAACCCAGUUCUUCCUGCCUGCUCCUGGCCCAUAUCCCUGCAAAUCUUUCCUAUUCAUACAUCCAUCCAAAUGUCUUUUAAACAUUGUAAUUGUACCUGUAUUCAUCACUUCAUCAGGAGCUCAUUCCACACAUGAACCAUCCUCUGUGUAAAAGAUUUGGCCUCAUGACUUUUUAAAAAAUUUUUCUCCUCACACCUUAAAAAUGUACCCUCUACUCUUGAAAUUCCCUAUCUUACAGAACAGAGAACUAACAUCAACACUAUCUACACCUCUCAUUAUUUUAGAAACUCGCAAGGGUCACCUCUCAUCUUAAUUUAAAACAUUCCAUUGAUCCAGUUCAGCUCUUCCCGAAUGAACAUGGUAUAAAGAAUGACGGAAAUCAUGCACCAGUGAUGCAGCAUGUUGGUGUGUCAGUGGUUGUCAAUGUAUGUCAUCAGAUGGUCAACUCACAUCCUUUGGAUAACUAUUAGUUAGAUGCAUGGAAAUCUGUGGCCAGACUAACUCAGGUUGUAGUUGCACAUAUUUUAGUGCUCUUUACCACAUAGUUAGUAUCAGCCACAAUCUCAGACAUGGGCAAAAACUACUCCCUUGACAAUAAAAAUCUGAGGUGACAAAAUAACUGAGCAACUAAUAAAAUACUUAAGGAAAACACUGUUUACCUAUUUUCACUGAUUUUUAAAUCCCGCUGUAGAUAUGUGAGGUCAAUUUGAAAACUACUGAUAUGUAAAGCCAGUGCAAUAAUGUGUGCCACUGUCUUAGCUUUCAUGGAGGCUGGCAUUACAUGUUUUACCCUGAAAACAGACAGAAAUUGGUUAGGUACAAUAUUUGAAGACAGGAUUUCAUAUUAUUGCACAAAUAUAUUUUCUCAUUUACAGCCAUCGUAUUACUCACAGCCAAUCUGACAUUGAUCACUAAUUCUCGAGCUAAUCAUAAAAACUGUAAAUUUAUCAUGUGUAUUGUGUAAUAUUUUAGACACAGAUAAAUAUGUUAGAGUGCCCUUGAAUUUAAAUAUUUGUUAUUUUACAUGGUAAUGUUCUUUCAAAAACCUUACAUACAAUAUUCUGAUACUUUUAAUGAUUACAAAUUUUUUUCCCUAAAGUUGGUACAGUAAAAUCUAGCAGACAUGAUACAUAACAGUUCAUUUGAUCCCAUUCACUACCAUGCGAUUAAAUAGAUCAUAUUUUCAAAGAAAUUACUCAGUCAAAAGCAGUAUAUAAAAUCCUAAAUCUAAUCCUGAAACAAUGAAUUCUACAUCACACUUUAAAGGAAAACCGUACUUCUUGUAAGGUUUUUAAAUUUAGUCAAAGAAGACUAUUAAAAAACCAUGAAGAAACAGCAACAAGAAUAUGUCAUUCAGCCCCUAGAACCUGCUCCACCAUUUAGUCGGAUCAUCGCUGAUCAAACAUGCCCCGCACCCACUUUGCCUGUGUUUUCUCAGUGACCCUCGAUUCUCCCAUUGAUCAGAUACUCAGCAGACUAUUUGUUUAUCUUUAUGAUCACUGCUGUUUAACACUUUCUUUUCCCGUUGUAUCAAGACUUCUGUUUUAGACUGGUCAUCAGGUUUCAUUAUAAUCCCUUAGCUGCAAGUAUCGGUCUGAGCUUCAGUCAGUUUAACAUGCUUAACACAUAAUUCACGUAGCUACAGUGAACUAAAUGCUGUAUGACUCUAUGACUAAUAAUUACUGCAAUGAAGUUUUACCAUUGAAACAAAUCCUGUAUUAGCGAUACACAAUUGGCAAAUGUUCAACAUAGACCCAAUGGCAGUUUCUUUCCAGAAUUAAUCUGAUGCUAAAGUAUGUAAAUACAAUAAAAUUACAGUUGUAGAAA
Messenger RNA from Stegostoma tigrinum, 9499 nucleotides. RefSeq names its product F-box protein 10 (gene fbxo10). The transcript is spliced from 11 exons. NCBI's taxonomy places the organism in Eukaryota, Metazoa, Chordata, Chondrichthyes, Orectolobiformes, Stegostomatidae. The record is from RefSeq and is a predicted model, not a curated record. Gene Ontology annotation, molecular function: protein binding. Bases 345 to 3263 code for a protein of 972 amino acids. Gene Ontology annotation, biological process: protein ubiquitination; regulation of apoptotic process; ubiquitin-dependent protein catabolic process.